AUGUCUCUUCAAGCCAUCAAAUAUGCCGACAAUCAGUUGCAAAUCAUAGAUCAGCUGCAACUCCCUUUCGUUACCGAAUACAUCCCUAUUCGAUCUGCGCAAGAUGGUUGGCAUGCAAUUAAGGAAAUGCGCGUUCGUGGCGCCCCCGCCAUUGCGAUUGUCGCAAUCCUGUCGCUUGCGGUCGAGCUGAGCGAGAUCCAAACUGCCGGGAAAUUGUCGUCUUCUUCGGAAGAGGUUGGCCUGUUUAUCAUUGAAAAGCUACACUACCUUGUCACCAGCAGGCCGACUGCAGUCAACUUAGCUGAUGCGGCGCGCAAAUUCGAAACUAUGGUGACGGAGCACACCAAGACUCAGGGUUCUACAGGACAAUCACUUGUUGCAGCGUAUCUCCAGGAAGCCGAGUUGAUGCUGGUCCAUGAUCUCAGCGACAACAAAAACAUUGGGGCGUAUGGAGCAAAAUGGAUCCUUGAGCGAGCAGCAACGGAGGGACAGGCCAAGGUCAAUGUGCUCACUCAUUGCAACACAGGCUCUCUUGCGACUGCGGGUUAUGGUACAGCAUUGGGUGUUAUCAGAUCGCUUCACGAGGGAAACGCCUUGAAUCGCGUCUAUUGCACAGAGACUAGACCCUACAACCAAGGUGCACGGUUAACAGCAUACGAACUAGUACACGAGAAGAUGCCCGCAACCCUCAUAACAGACUCCAUGGCUGCGUCGCUACUUGCCAAGCCCGAAUCAAAAGUGUCGGCCAUUGUCGUCGGCGCAGACCGUGUGGCUGCCAAUGGCGAUACUGCGAACAAGAUCGGAACAUAUGCCCUCGCCGUACUGGCAAAAUAUCACGGUGUUAAAUUCCUUGUGGCUGCACCACGCACAACUAUUGACCGAGGAACUCCGUCAGGAAAUGAAAUCGUAAUCGAAGAACGUGCCCCAUCGGAGGUGACCACCAUCAAGGGUCCCUUGCAGGGGCGCGUGGGAGACGCUUUACAGAUGGAGACUAUUCAACUGGCAGCCACCGGCAUAGAUGUCUGGAAUCCUGCAUUUGACGUCACGCCGGCAGCUCUUAUCGAUGCCGUUAUCACCGAGAAAGGAGUCGUCGAGAAGGGCUCAGAUGGGCACUUUCAUUUCGAUGCGCUCUUCGACGAAUCGUCCUCUUCGUGA
Molecule: messenger RNA, 1155 nt
Organism: Talaromyces marneffei
Lineage: Eukaryota; Fungi; Ascomycota; Eurotiomycetes; Eurotiales; Trichocomaceae
Exons: 2
Coding region: 1-1155 (384 amino acids)
Molecular function (GO): S-methyl-5-thioribose-1-phosphate isomerase activity
Source: RefSeq, a predicted model, not a curated record